ACCUCUGGAAGUCCAAGUGUCUCUCUUAUUCUAUAUUCUCUCAGCGAACUAAUCCUCCCUCUUAUCAAAGAGAGACCGAAAAUAAUAGGAGAGCUCUCUGAAAGCCAAGCCGGGGCUUUCGGAAGAUCUGUGCUUAUGCCGCGGUGUGGUCAAGGACCAUUUUCGUGGAGGCUAAUAUCAAGAUGAUGCGAGCGGAGGGGAAGGCGGCGAGGAGCGCAAACCGAUCGUCGCCGUGGAAGAGCAGCUAUGUUGCGUACGGCCUGUUACUUGGCUCCCUGUUGGUGUUGCUCUACCUGAUGGUGUCGACGCAGUUCAGCUACAGCCAGAAAGCUACUGUAGAUGAUGCGGGCAGAGGAAUGGAGGAAUUCAGCAGGGAGCAGGAGGAGGAAGAGAAGGCCAAGGCGCACACGGAACCAUCAACACCACGGCGUCAAGGCAACGAAAUGAAAUCCGACAAUUGGGAGGCGAAAAGCCAAGCCAAGAACGAGGAGACAGCCGAGUCCGACAAAUUUGGAGGAGGAACAGAUGACUACAACAAUGUGGCCAACACCAAGCCGAUCUGCGACACAUCGUUCGGCAAGUACGAUAUCUGCGAGCUGGCCGGCGACACGCGCGCCCAGGGAGGCCCCGGCGCCACCGUCACGCUCGUCUCGCCACGGGCUCCCCCCAAGGAGUGGCAGAUCAAGCCCUACUCCCGCAAGUACCUCGACGGACUGAAGGCGGUCACGGUGAAGUCCGUUCCAAACCCCGGUGACGUCCCGCAGUGCACGACACAACUCAACAUCCCGGCGAUGGUGAUCGAGCUCGGCGGGCUCACCGGCAACUACUGGCACGACUUCACCGACGUCCUCGUCCCGCUCUUCAUCGGCGCGCGCCGCUUCAACGGGGAGGUCCAGCUCCUCGUCGUCAACCUCCUGCCCUUCUGGGUGGACAGGUACAAGCGGAUCUUCGGCCAGAUCUCGCGCCACGACAUCGUGGACUUUGAAAACGACGACGGCGCCGUCCGGUGCUACCCGCACGUCGUCGUGGGCUACGGCAGCCGCAAGGAGUUCACCAUCGACCCCUCCCUGGACGAAACCGGCGGGGACUACACCAUGGUUGACUUCACCAAGUUCUUGAGGCACGCGUACUCGCUGCCGCGUGACCGGCCGAUCAAGCUCGGCGACGUCCGUCCGCUCGGCGGGCGCCGUCGGCGUCCGCGAAUGAUCAUCCUGGAGAGGACAAACAGCCGGAAGAUCCUCAACCUCCCGGAGGUCAUCGCGGCGGCGGAGGCGGCGGGGUUCAAGGUGAUCGUGGCCGGGCGCCCGAAGGCCAGCUACGACGAGUUCACGCGGGAGAUGAACUCCUUCGACGUCAUGGUCGGCGUGCACGGCGCCGGGCUGACAAACUGCGUGUACCUGCCCACGGGGGCCGUGCUCCUGCAGAUCGUGCCGUACGGCCGGCUGGAGGAGAUCGCCAGGACCGACUUCGGGGACCCGGCCCGCGACAUGGGGCUCCGGUACAUCGAGUACAGCGUGGCGGCGGAGGAGAGCUCGCUGAUGGGCGUGUUCGGGAAGGAGCACCCCAUGAUCAAGGACCCCGCCGCCAUCCACUUGAGCGGGUGGGGGAACGUGGCGGAGUGGUACCUCGGCAAGCAGGACGUGCGGAUCAACGUAGAGAGGUUUAGGCCCUCUCUGCUGCGGGCAUUGGAGCACCUGCAGUAG
Messenger RNA from Triticum aestivum (bread wheat), 1703 nucleotides. RefSeq names its product alpha-1,3-arabinosyltransferase XAT2. NCBI's taxonomy places the organism in Eukaryota, Viridiplantae, Streptophyta, Magnoliopsida, Poales, Poaceae. The record is from RefSeq and is a predicted model, not a curated record. Bases 183 to 1703 code for a protein of 506 amino acids. The transcript is spliced from 5 exons. Gene Ontology annotation, molecular function: glycosyltransferase activity.